AUGAGCAAGAUCACCGCCGUUCUGUGCUAUGCACUUCUCUUGACUUCAGUGGCUGCGGACCAUGUAGUAUCACGAAGAGAUGACAUCAGUGAUAUCAGACGAAGAGAAAUUAUUGAUUUCGACCGUCGUUCAGUUGUGGAUCAACCCAUCUUCGAGCGGAGUUUUCUUCAUAAACGUGAGCCAAUUUUCGGCGCAAUCGCAAAAAUCGCAGUAAAGGGAGCAGCAAAGGGAGCAGCAAAAUCAGCGCCCAAGGCGGCAGCAAAGGCAGCGCCCAAGGCGGCAGCGAAGGCGGCGCCCAAAGCAGCAGCGAAGGCGGCGCCCAAAGCAGCAGCAAAGAAGACCCCGCCCGCUGCAAAGAAGACCCCGCCAAAGACCCUGCCGAAGACUAAUGCCGCAAAGAAAACUCCGCCAAAGACUAACGUGGCAAAGAAGACCGCACCAAAGAACAACGCUGCGAAGAAAACCCCGGCGAAGAAGACCCCGCCAAAGAAUAACGCUGCGAAGAAAACCCCGGCGAAGAAGACCCCACCAAAGAAUAACGCUGCGAAGAAAACCCCGGCAAAGAAGACCGCACCAAAGAACAAUGCUGCGAAGAAAACCCCGGCGAAGAAGACCCCACCAAAGAAUAACGCUGCGAAGAAAACCCCGGCAAAGAAGACCGCACCAAAGAACAACGCUGCGAAGAAAACCCCGGCAAAGAAGACCCCACCAAAGAAUAACGCUGCGAAGAAAACCCCGGCAAAGAAGACCGCACCAAAGAAUAACGCUGCGAAGAAAACCCCGGCGAAGAAGACCCCACCAAAGAACAACGCUGCGAAGAAAACCCCGGCAAAGAAGACCGCACCAAAGAACAACGCUGCGAAGAAAACCCCGGCAAAGAAGACCGCACCAAAGACUAACGCUACGAAGAAAACUCAGCCAAAGAACAACGCAGUGAAGAAGACCCCGGCGAAGAAUAACACACCGAGGAAAACCCCGUCAAAGAAUAACGCACCGAGGAAAACACCAGCGAAGAACACUCCAAAGAAUACCGGAAAUAGAGGGAAUAAGCAGAAUACUGGAAACAGAAACAACAAGCAGAAUACUGGAAACAGAAACAACAGGCAGAAUACUGGAAUCAGGAAUAAUAAGCAGAAUACCGGAAACAGAAAUAACAACAAUCGAAACAAUCAGCAAAACAACCGAAAUAAUAGGAACAAUCAGCAAAACAAUCAGCAGAACAAUCAGCAGAACCAACCCAGCCAAUGGAAUAACCCCGACACUGUAUUCCAAGGCAUUGACGCACUCACAAAUGUCGUCGGCACUGGUGUUAGUCUUAACCAGCAGGCCCAGGCCCAGGCCCAGCAGGCCCAGCAAGCACCGCCUACUGUGGACCCUGCUGCUGCGGCCCCUGCUGCUGACCCUGCUGCCGAAGCCGCCGCUGAACCUGCCGCGGACCCUGCUGCUGUAGAGGACCCUAACGCACAGCCGGUCUAA
This is a messenger RNA of Morchella importuna, 1476 nucleotides long. RefSeq lists its product as uncharacterized. Gene Ontology annotation, biological process: chromosome condensation. Gene Ontology annotation, molecular function: structural constituent of chromatin; DNA binding. Lineage: Eukaryota; Fungi; Ascomycota; Pezizomycetes; Pezizales; Morchellaceae. Bases 1 to 1476 code for a protein of 491 amino acids. The transcript is spliced from 2 exons. The record is from RefSeq and is a predicted model, not a curated record.